AUUCGGUGACUUUUUUGGAGUGGGCAUCAUAUAAUUUACUUUCAAGAGUAUUUCGCAUACAAUGGAACCUGAAGGGCAGACUAAAAAGCGUAGAGUGUUAGCUGCUUGUGUCAAGUGUAAACUGAGAAAGAAAAAAUGUGAUGGGAAGCUUCCUUCCUGUUCGGUAUGUCAGUCCUUGGGAAUACCCUGUGUGUACUCGGAAACGAACCUCCAAGUAUAUCAAACUAGUAUGAUUCAGCAGAUCGACAAGAUAAAUCAACUCGAGGACCUGAUGAGAAGUUUGAACGAAGAGUUAGCGAUGUUGAAAUCAGGCAUUUUGAACUCUCAAGUUAACGAGUCUACAAACUACCAGGAAAAGCUACAGGCACAAGCAUUCGUGGAUCCUUUGUUGGCUCUUGUAAAGCAUCCUCCCAGCGAAAGCUUGUACAUUGGGCCAUCUGCUGUUAUCUCUAAAGUUCAUGCCAUUCGGAAGAUUCUCACCAAUGACAAGGAUAUCAUCAAGAAUCCAUUGUACCAAAUCAAACACAAGCCCAUUGAAGAGGUACGUGAAUAUCCCCCCGCAAAGGGCACAGAAGACUUAUUUGUUGAAUGUUAUUUGACAUUUUCUAGAAACAGAUACCAUUUCAUUGAAAAAUCAGAUGUCACAAAGAUAUUCAGUAAGACACCCUUGACAAGAGACAAGUGGGAAACAUUUGUGACCUAUAUUGUUUUGGCCAAUGGGUGUAGGAUGGCAGAAUUGGCCAAAUUAGCCAUGCUGCCCUCUCCAAAAUUCUAUUUUGAAAAGGCGUUUGAGAUGCUUGGUCAGCUACCAGUUUUGAAUCCAAUGCAACAGAUCCAAGUUUGUAUGUCCCUUGCGUUGUAUCUACAUUACAGCUAUGAUUAUCUCAACCCAUUUGUCAUGAAUGUAUGGGAGCUUUCCGGGAUGGCCAUAAGAAAAAUGGUUCAAUUGGGUUAUCAUAAAGCCAGACCCAUAGAUUUGAAAACAUGUAUACAAGUGGAGCUUGAAAAGAGACUCUUUUGGUCUGUGUAUGCGUUUGACCGACUUCUUACUCUUUCUUUGGGUCGUCCAGCUUCCCUUCCUGAUUCAGAAAUAGAAGUACCCUUCCCAUUGAGUCUCGAGAGUGUGGAUGAAUUCUCAAAUGAACUAAUACUUCAAUGGCAACAACAACAAGAAUCGGAAGCUGACUUUAAGCUUCCUGUAACUUCUAUAACAUACCUCGUUGAAACAUGCCGAGUCAGGGCCAUUGAGAGCAGGAUUAAUAAUUUUGCCUAUGGGGAAAAAUCACAGGAUCAGGAAGAUUUCAAUACGAUAAACAACUCAUUGGAAGCGUGGAUUUCCAACGUUCCAUCUAGAAAGGAGUUUAGUGAAGGAUUAAGAAACGAAGUGCCGUUUGACUACUUGCUUCUUCUAUACCACAGAGCCAAGUUGUUCUUGCUAUUACCCAAGAUUACAUCUUCGGUAAAGACUGAUGUUGCAAACAGACACUCAAUAUUGUUGCAGACACUAACAGCUUCAGGAGGCAUUUGUAAGGCAUUCAAGAAGAUUCAAAGGGACUCCAUUUUUGGAUUCAGUACGUUUUCUUUGCACACGAUUUUCUUGGCCGGUGUGACAUUAAUAUACUGUAUUUGGGCAAUGGAAAGACCUCCAUACAUUAAAGCUCACAACGAUUUGAGGGCAUGUUCCAAUCUUCUCUAUUCUUUCUCCGAAAGAGCCAGUGAAGCAGAAAUAUAUCGGGUGUUGUUCGAAAACUUGGCUGAAAGCAUCUUGUACAAUGCUGAUGUUGAAGAGCCAACACACGAAGAAGAACAGUUGAGCAACGAUAACUUGGAUAUACAGCUUAUAACAGAAGACUUGUUUGAUGAUAGUAGACUUGAUCUCAACUUCACAUUUGACGAGGAUUUCUGGACGAAGUUAGAUUCAAAACUCACUACUAAGCUAACGUGAAUUAUCUUGUUUUGUGUAUUGAAUAUUUAAUAGAUACAUAUUGGAAAGUUGGCUACACACCAGGGAACUUGAGGUUGAUUCACCUCUUGUACCCUAUGAAGAAUUGAAAUCGCAUGUUCUAUCAAAGACAGGGACUAGAUCUAAUCACCAGGUGUAUCUGAAAUCUUUGUUUUCUCUAUCAGUCAUGUCAAUAAAAGCUGAAUUUUCAACCUUCUUGUAGGCGUCUCCCAAAGCAUCUCUUUCACUAUCUCUUUUUUUGUUGACGGAAUAGUUGUAGUACCCAAGGAUUGCAAUAGUGAACAUAGCACCAAUGUAGAAUCCCACUAAACAGUAUUUAGCGGUUGGGUAGUUUGGAGCUUCAGAUGCAAGGAAUGUUUGUGGACCCACAGCAGAAGAGAAACAGAAUCCAACCAAAUAAAUACCGUUACAAACGACUUUUUUGGUUCUUCCAGCGAUAUCAGCAGAUAAACCAGUAAGAGCUGUGACCAUGGAAAUUGGCGAGAAACCA
Yamadazyma tenuis ATCC 10573 is the source of this 2453-nucleotide messenger RNA. RefSeq lists its product as uncharacterized. Gene Ontology annotation, molecular function: DNA-binding transcription factor activity, RNA polymerase II-specific; sequence-specific DNA binding; zinc ion binding. Lineage: Eukaryota; Fungi; Ascomycota; Pichiomycetes; Serinales; Debaryomycetaceae. Gene Ontology annotation, biological process: DNA-templated transcription; positive regulation of transcription by RNA polymerase II. The record is from RefSeq and is a predicted model, not a curated record.